UUAUUUACUCUGGCGGUAUGCAAUUUCACCGGAAAAGUGGUCUGUACUUUUUCUUCACCGGCUUGGAACAUUGACUGAAAAGUCAUUAAAAGCGUUCCCUAUAUCGUCUCUAUUUAUAAAAUACUCGUGUAAAUAGACCUAGCACAUAUUCUGGCAAACUGACUCAUUCGUAACGCCGCGGUUCAUCCCAUAUUCGGUUGUGGAUUUCGACGUCCACAAUCCAAUCCAGACAAAGUUCACUCAUCAGGUCCUUAUUUAGCAACAAAAGAAAAAAAACCCAGCAAGCCAUGGACAGUAAAGAGUUCCGCCGUCGGGGCACGGAAAUGGUCGAGUACAUCUGCAACUAUCUGGAAACGCUCGAGGAACGGCGGGUCACGCCGAGCGUGGAACCGGGCUACCUGCGGCACCUGCUCCCCGGCGAGGCCCCGGAAAAUCCGGAACCGUGGGAAAAAAUCAUGCAGGACGUCGAGAGUAAAAUCAUGCCCGGCGUGACGCACUGGCAGCAUCCGCGCUUCCACGCGUACUUUCCCUCGGGGAACUCGUUCCCGUCCAUUCUGGGCGACAUGCUGAGCGACGGAAUCGGCUGCAUCGGGUUCUCGUGGGCGGCCAGCCCGGCCUGCACCGAGCUUGAGACGAUCGUGCUGGAUUGGUUGGGCAAAGCCAUCGGCCUGCCGGAUCAGUUCCUGGCGCUGAAGCCGGGCAGCAAAGGAGGCGGCGUAAUUCAGACUUCCGCGUCCGAGUGCGUCCUGGUGACGAUGCUGGCCGCCCGGGCCCAGGCCAUCAAGGUGCUCAAGCAGCAGCAUCCGUUCGUCGAGGAGGGCCACCUGCUGUCCAAGCUCAUGGCCUACUGCUCGAAGGAGGCGCACAGCUGCGUCGAGAAGGCCGCCAUGAUUAGCUUCGUCAAGUUGCGCAUCCUGGAGCCGGACGAAAAGUGCUCCCUCCGGGCGGACACGUUGCGAAAGGCCAUGGAGGAGGAUGAACAGCAGGGUUUGAUACCGUUUUUCGUGUCAACCACGCUCGGAACUACCGGUUCGUGUGCGUUUGACGAUCUGGCCGAGAUUGGUGAAGCUCUGCAGCGCUUCCCCAGCGUCUGGCUUCACGUGGACGCAGCCUACGCGGGUAAUUCGUUCAUAUGUCCAGAGCUCAAGUAUCUGCUGAAGGGCAUCGAGUACGCCGACUCGUUCAACACCAACCCCAACAAGUGGCUGUUGACCAACUUUGACUGCUCGACGCUGUGGGUCCGUGACCGGAUUCGGCUUACGUCAGCUCUAGUGGUUGACCCUUUGUAUCUCAAGCACGGUUAUUCGGACUCGGCCAUCGACUACCGUCAUUGGGGUGUCCCGCUGAGCCGACGCUUCCGGUCGCUCAAGUUGUGGUUCGUACUGCGCAGUUACGGAAUCACCGGGCUGCAGAACUACAUCCGUCACCACAUCGAUCUGGCCAAGCGAUUCGAGCGGCUUGUGCUGAAGGAUAGUCGCUUCGAGGUGUGCAACGAAGUCAAGCUCGGACUGGUGUGCUUCCGGCUCAAGGGCACUGACCGGAUCAACGAGAAGCUACUGAGCUGUAUCAACGCGUCCGGCAAGAUCCACAUGGUACCGGCAUCGGUCAACGAGCGGUACGUGAUCCGGUUCUGCGCAACGGCUCAGAAUGCCACCGUUGAGGAUAUUGAUUACGCAUGGGACGUCAUAACGGACUUUGCGGCGGAGAUCCUGGAGAAGGACCAAGCCGACGAGGUGACCGAGAUCGUGGACCGGCGCAAAACGCACACGCUCGCCCAGAAGCGAUCGUUCUUCGUGCGUAUGGUCAGCGAUCCGAAGAUCUACAAUCCGGCCAUCAACAAGGCGCAGACGCCAUUGAGGAUUUCCGGCGAGCUGACGUCACCGUCGACCGAUGGAACCGUCGUUACCGUGCAGUCGCCAAAAACUCCCGGAUCAGCUUCUUGGAUCAGCUGGCCGUUGGCCUUCCUGUUCGCCAACUCCGAGGAUGGGCCAAAAAACGAUAUGCCAUUGAGAUUCCGUCAUCUGGACACCAUGGUCCGACUGUCCGCUUCGCGUCGUAACUCGGCAACCGGCGGAGGAUCGUCACCGGAGGGUGAAAACGGACUGGUUCUGGCCAAAUCGCCCAAGCGAUCUCCCAUUAUGAUACGAAGACGGGGUACGUCACCGAGUUCCGGUGGUGCCGGCAAUGGAUCGGACAAGUAAUUUUAAA
Molecule: messenger RNA, 2208 nt
Organism: Culex pipiens pallens (northern house mosquito)
Lineage: Eukaryota; Metazoa; Arthropoda; Insecta; Diptera; Culicidae
Gene: Tdc2
Product: tyrosine decarboxylase
Exons: 8
Coding region: 288-2201 (637 amino acids)
Biological process (GO): amino acid metabolic process
Molecular function (GO): carboxy-lyase activity; pyridoxal phosphate binding
Source: RefSeq, a predicted model, not a curated record